Messenger RNA from Sitodiplosis mosellana (orange wheat blossom midge), 4528 nucleotides. Its product is annotated as heterogeneous nuclear ribonucleoprotein U. Bases 1016 to 4402 code for a protein of 1128 amino acids. The record is from RefSeq and is a predicted model, not a curated record. Gene Ontology annotation, molecular function: protein binding. NCBI's taxonomy places the organism in Eukaryota, Metazoa, Arthropoda, Insecta, Diptera, Cecidomyiidae. The transcript is spliced from 11 exons.
ACAUAAGACGACGACAACGACAACCAAACAGUGUGUUGAUGAGAACGACAUUUUGCGCUUUUUUCUCUCAUCUCAUACAACCGAUACUUGUACUACGUACACUAAUACUUGCAUAACGAGUUCACACGCUCUCUCUCUCUCUCUCUCUCUCUCCACUCGGUUAUUUUCUACUACAGUUGGUAUUAAGAAGAAAAAAAACAACAGUGAAAUGCCUACAUGACAGUCGGCGUUUGUGUGUUGGUUCUGCGUGCGUUUUUCACACACAGAGUUGUUAACGGGGAGAGAAAAAGAAGAGCAAAAAUAAAGCACUCACAACCUAGCAAUCGCCAUUCGCGCGCAUCUCGUUCGUCGAAAAGAAGAAGAAAAAAAAGAAGAAUAUUUCAUUUGUGGCUGAAGUGAUGAAUAAUAAUACAAUUAUUGUAUUUUUACCUAGUUAAAUUGUAAAUUAAAAUAUCGAAUAAUAUCGAUAGCGAAUAAAAUAUUGAUAUUUAUUUAUUUAAACGCCGCCGUCGAUGCGGAUAAGAGACACACACAAGUAGCACCGAAUGCGAAAAAAAGAAAGAAAAAAACCAACCAGAGAGAGGUAAAUAACAAAUCGGAGUGUGUGCAUCUAAUCGUAUGGUAAAGAGAAGACAGAAGAGUGAGAAAACGAAAGAAAGAAGAAAAAAAUCUAUAAACACUCUCGAAAAGGUGAUUAGUGUUGGAGCGAAAGAAAAAAGAAAUAUUACAGUGCAUACGAACAUCGAGUUGAUAAAACAAAACGGAAAAACAAAUUUGAGAAACGCAUUGCAUGCAAACAUUUUUUUUUCUUUCUUUCGAGCGGGAAAAUCGAAACAACGAAGGAACGAACAAAUACACGUUCAAUUUUGUCCAUAUCUAUCUCGGUGUGAAUUCAAAAGUGACGACCGAAAGAAGAACAGAAGAAGGGAGAAAAAAACACAGAAAGAAUUAUUGCGAAUUGCCGAUUGAGCGAGAGUGAGCAAACAUUUAAUGUGCUCAUCGAAUUUGUGCCACAAUGGAUCCAGCAAAAUUGAAAGUUGUGGAAUUACGUGCUGAAUUAGCGGCUCGCGGUCUCGAUCAAAAGGGUGUUAAAGCCAUUUUAGUGUCACGUUUACAAGCCGCAUUGGACCAGGAACAACAAAAUUUGACUGCAGUACACUCAGAUGACGAUUCAUUUGAGCAACAACAACAACAACAACAGCUACAAGAUUCGAGCAUUACCGCAAAUCAAUUUCCACCUGAAGUGCAGUUUGAAGUACAAACAGAACCACCGGUGCUACCAGAUACAUCGACGCAUUAUAGUGAAGAGCCACCGGCAACUGAACCACAAUAUGAGGCUCCAAUAGAAGAUGACGCGCCGAUAUUCGAACAACAACAACAACUACUACAACAGCAACAGCAGCAACAAGAAUAUUAUCAACAAGAAACGGAGGCUCCAUCCUUAAAUCAACAGCAAGUGCAGCAGCAGCUGCAGCAAGAGUCCGAAGAGGAAGAGGAAGACGAUAGUCAGUCCUCACGAAGUGAAAACGAUAGCAAUGCGGACGAGAAUAAUUAUGAUCAAAAUGAUGACAUUUCGAAUGAGCCGGCUGAGCGUCGUCAUGACGUAAGCGAAGCGGUCGAGGCAAUGGAAACAGAAGAAACGGAGACUGUGGAAGAGUUGGCCAAUCAAAAUAUCGCGGACAGCGAUACAAAUCAUGAGCUAAACGAACCAACUGAAAGUGAACAAAUAACAGAAGCGAAAUUAUCAGAGUCAAAUGAACCGAUCGUAGAAGAUGCUGACGAAGAAUCGAAGAAUGGUAACGAAGCCGAAGCAACAAAACGAAGCCCGAGCCAGGACAAGGGGGAAGAAGAAAGAAGCACACCCGAAAAGGAUGCGGAGAAGCAAGAGAGCCGGAAGCGUCGACGCUCUCGAUCGAAAACAAAAUCGAAAUCACCGCCAGCCAAACGGGCCAAUCGACGUGCUUCACCCGCCCGCAAUAUUGACGAUUUCACGAACGAAGAAGACGAACCGGAAUUCGAUGAAAAUGCCGUUUUAUUGAGUUGGUACGAUUCCGAUUUGAAUUUGGCCAUUAACAAGUCGGAUCUAUGCUCGGCACGUCCAUUGUCCGAUGGUGCUCUUGCAUUGGCAUGGGCUGGCGCUCGAUCCACUUAUGGCGUGAUCAAGGGAAAAGUUUGCUACGAAGUUCAAGUCAAUGAAAUCAAUCGAAUACAAAACUUAUCAGACGAACGCAAUUUGUAUGAAUUGCGGUGUGGUUGGUCGAUAGUAUCGGAUAACUUACAGUUGGGCGAGAGUCCUCUAUCAUUUGGCUAUAGCGGUUGCGCCAAAAAAGCCAGCGAUAGUGUUUUCAGCGAUUACGGCGUAAAGUAUGGUUCGCGUGGCGAUGUGGUUGGCGUUUACUUGGAUUUGGACAGUACACCGUGCAUCAUUUCAUAUACGGUGAACGGAGAGCCACAAGGGACUGCAUUCGAAUUUAACAAAGAUGACCUGAAUGGUGCAGCAUUAUAUCCACAUAUUCUAACGAAAAAUCUUGCAUUCACCGUUAACUUUGGCCAAUGUUCAAAGUUGCUUGUUAACGAAGAACGUCCAAAUCGAUCACGGCGCGAUGAAGGCUCACGUCGCGACAAAGAUAAAGACAAACGAAGCAAAGAUUCAACGAAGAGUAGCUCACCGGCCACCACACAAGAUGAACGAAAACGAUCGGACUCCGAGUCACAGAAGCCAGACGACGAGAAAUCGGAAAAGGGUGAUGCGAAUCUGGAAACAAAAGAGCCAGAGACAGAACCAGAGAAUCAGCAAGAUCAAGAGGCGGAGCAAGAGCAAGAUCAAGAGCGAGAAAAGGAGAAAGAGAAUGUGCAAGAUGAAAGCACCGAACAGGAAAAACCAACUGUUUCCGAAAAUGGUGACAGCAAUGAAGCCAAAAAUGGUGAAAAAGACAAACCAAAUGAAUCGCAACAGAAAGAAUAUUCACUACUGCCCGACUAUGAAUUGAUUGGAAAUGUUGGCAUUGAGAAUUUGGUUCAGGGUUACCAACGACCGAAAACUCGAAAAGAAUGCGAAGUCAUUCUUUUAAUUGGCUUACCCGGCGCCGGCAAAACACACUGGGCCACUCAGCAUUCCAAAGACAAUGUUGAAAAACAUUACAAUAUACUUGGUGUACAGAAUUUACUCGAUAAAAUGACGGUAUGUGGAGAAUCAAGGAAAAAGCAUCAUUCACAUGGACGAUGGGAACGUUUCAUAGACUGGACUACACGAGGACUUCACUCGAUUCAAGAUCUUGCUGUUAAGAAACGACGAAACUAUAUUUUGGAUCAGACGAAUGUGUUGGCAUCGGCACAACGUCGAAAAAUGAAGGGCUAUGGUGAUUUCAAGCGUAUCGCUGCCGUUAUAAUUCCCGAUGAUACCACCUAUAAAGAACGUUAUGACAAACAAACCGAAAAGACCGUCUCUGACAACGCACUAAAUGAAAUGAAAGCUAACUUUAUUCUGCCUUCUACCGAUUUCGGUUGGUUUGAUGAGGUUAUAUACACCGAAUUGAAUGAGGAAGACGCAAAGAAAAAGGUGGAAGAGUUCAAUGAAAAAGGCAAAAAAGCGGUGAAAGAAAGAGAACGUGACAAUGAUCGUGGUGAUCGCCGACGAGACGAUAACCGUGAUCGAUAUGGUCGAGACCGAAGAAAUUGGGGCCAAUCAUCGUCAGAUCGUCGUUGGCGACAACAAGGUUCAUCAUCUCAGUGGCAUAAUAGAGGGGUUAAUAGCGGCAGUGGCGGCCGAAGUCGUGACAAAUGGCACGGAAGCGGCAGUGGUGGUGGUGGCGGCGGCGGUGGUAGCAGCGGCGGUAAUUGGGGAAAUCGACGAUAUGACUAUCCGAAUCACCGUGACAGAAGGCAUGAUGAUCGACGUGGCGGAAGCCGAAGUGAUCGUGACUACAAAGAUAGCCGUGAUAAACGCGGUGAUAAGCACGGAGGCGGUGCAUCGAAGCGAGACAAAGACAACCAUUCAAGCAGCAGAAGUAGCUACAGUUCAAAAGGCAGCAGCGGUCAUUGGAACGCAAACAAAUCGUACAAUCGCUCCCAAACGAUGGGCUCAAACAGCCGUGACUAUGGCUCAUUUUCGUCUGUGUCGUCUUCUCAACAGUCUUCAUCAUCGAGUAAUUGGACAGCGGCAACCAGCACUUAUACACCCCAACAGCAGCAAUGGUUGCAAUGGCAACAGCAAGGUCCCCUCAUGCAGACUACGCAUCAAAGCCAACCGCAGCAUCAACAAGCUAACAAUACGCAAUGGUGGCAGCAACAACAGCAACAGACCACGGGCAAUCACCAAGGAUGGCAAAAUUGGGCCCAAUACGCUCAAGCAUAUGGAGUGAAUGCUUCGAAUAGCAAUGGAGCAAACAUGUCAAAGAAAUAAGAACCGAAAAGAGAGUUACAAAAAAAAAAUACAAAUUGAUUUUUUUUACCAAUAGUAAAUUUCUGUACACAAGAUUUUUUCGCUUUUAAUUCAAAAAUAAAACAUUUAAAGAAAAGGGCAUGCAAA